AGUGUGGAACCAAGCGAGCAAAAUGGUUUCUCAGGGGAUUCAGAUCAUUAGUAUAUCGUUGGCUGUGAUUGGCUGGUUCAUGGUCAUCGUGGUGUGCGUCUUGCCCAUGUGGAAGGUCACCGCUUUCAUCGGGGCCAACAUCAUUACGGCUCAGACCAUCUGGCAAGGCAUGUGGAUGAACUGUGUGGUGCAGAGUACAGGCCAGAUGCAGUGCAAGGUGUAUGACUCCAUGCUGGCUCUGCCUCAAGACCUGCAGGCCGCUCGUGCCAUGAUCAUCAUCUCCAUCCUGGCUGGAAUCUUUGGACUGAUCUUGUCAAUCGCUGGCGGGAAAUGCACCAACUGCAUCGAGGAGGAGCAAGCCAAGUCGAAGGCUUGCAUCAUGGCUGGAGUUUUGUUCAUCAUCUCGGGGUUGCUCUGUCUCAUUCCAGUCUCCUGGUCUGCCAACACCAUCGUCAGCAACUUCUACAACCCGCUGAUAAUCGAAGCCCAGAGGUAUGAGUUAGGAGCGUCGCUGUACAUCGGCUGGGCGGCUGCUGCACUGCUGCUGUUGGGAGGGGGGCUAAUGUGUUGGAACUGCCCUCCCACCAAUGUACACCCCCACUACCCAUCCAAAUUCACACCUGUGAAGUCAGCCUCCACAUCAAGAGAAUACGUAUAGGAUGGUUAGCACUUCUUAAAUGGACCUUUGAGGUCACAGGAAUUUAGAAGACUUGAGAGAAAUCU
Messenger RNA from Sander lucioperca (pikeperch), 723 nucleotides. RefSeq names its product claudin-4-like. The transcript has a single exon. Gene Ontology annotation, molecular function: structural molecule activity. Bases 23 to 658 code for a protein of 211 amino acids. Gene Ontology annotation, biological process: cell adhesion; bicellular tight junction assembly. NCBI's taxonomy places the organism in Eukaryota, Metazoa, Chordata, Actinopteri, Perciformes, Percidae. Gene Ontology annotation, cellular component: plasma membrane; bicellular tight junction. The record is from RefSeq and is a predicted model, not a curated record.